AUGUUUUGUUCGGACAACGGGUCCCACUGCGCAAUGCAGUUGUAUCUCGACUCUACGACAUAGUUUCAACCUUGGUGUUUUACAUUACACAAGUUACAACUAAAAGAACUAUUCAGUAUAAAAACUUAGACGUUAUCGGAAAAAUUAUCAGUUGUUCACUUCGCUCAUACGGAUAAAGUGGAAAUAUGAGGAGUUUACUUUGGUGUUGUGUCGUGGUUGCGGCGCUGGCCUACGUCAGCUGCCGGGAGGUGAACCGAGCGAAACGGGACGCUGAUCUCGAAGAAGCCGCUUCUCAUCACGGUGGCAAGUGGGAUAAGGGAGGCGGUCACGAGCACCAUGAGGAUCAUCACCACGACCACGGAGAAAAGGGACAUAAGGGCUACAAAGGUCACCAUCAUCACGAACAUGGCAAAAAGGGACACCACCACCACGAAGGACAUAAGGGACACCAUGAUGAGCACGGUGGACAUAAAAAACAUCAUCACCACGAUGAUGGUCACCACCAUGAACAUCACCACGGGGAGAAGGGCCACAAAGGACACGGACACCACGAAGAGGGACAUUACCAUAAGGGUCACUCUACUAAGGGACAUCAUGGUGUACAUAAACAUGAUGAGUUCAAGAAGGAAAAGCACUUCCACGACCACCAUCAUGACGGUGGUCACCAUGAACAUCAUGGUGGACAUCAUGAAGAACAUGGACACAAGAAAGGCGGAGAAUUCCACAAGGGACAUAAGCAUGGUGGACAUCACCAUCACGAGCAUGGCAAAAAGGGCCACCACGAGAAGGGAGGACAUCACCAUGACCACAAGGACCACCACGAUGAGGGCGGCCAUCAUGAGCAUCAUCAUCACCAUCAUGAUCAUGGAAAGAAAGGCGGUCACGAAGAUCACAAGCAUUGGGGCUUCAAGAAGGGACACAAAUAAAUGCCAGAUAUUCCCACUGACUGUUUCAUAUAGAUAGAUAAGCUUAUAAUAUUAUUAAGUUUAUGUUUUAAUCUUAUGUUAAUUUUUGUUGAUAUUAAAUUGUUGAAUUUGUUAAUAAAAAAUAAAUAUAAUAACUGUUUUUCAAAAGUAAAGCUUCGGCGAUAAUACGUUUGCAGACUAAACAAUUUCAC
Molecule: messenger RNA, 1117 nt
Organism: Zerene cesonia (dogface butterfly)
Lineage: Eukaryota; Metazoa; Arthropoda; Insecta; Lepidoptera; Pieridae
Product: histidine-rich glycoprotein-like
Exons: 1
Coding region: 186-926 (246 amino acids)
Source: RefSeq, a predicted model, not a curated record